Messenger RNA from Spathaspora passalidarum NRRL Y-27907, 1709 nucleotides. It is a transcript of the gene VPS28, whose product is annotated as ESCRT-I subunit protein. The transcript has a single exon. Bases 8 to 835 code for a protein of 275 amino acids. Lineage: Eukaryota; Fungi; Ascomycota; Pichiomycetes; Serinales; Debaryomycetaceae. Gene Ontology annotation, biological process: protein transport to vacuole involved in ubiquitin-dependent protein catabolic process via the multivesicular body sorting pathway. Gene Ontology annotation, molecular function: protein-containing complex binding. The record is from RefSeq and is a predicted model, not a curated record. Gene Ontology annotation, cellular component: ESCRT I complex.
AGCAAUCAUGAACAACAGUAAGUCCCCGCCCGAAUAUGCACCAACUGCAACCACAUCAUUCACAGUGUCAUCAUCAUCACCUCGGUACAAUUCGGAGAUAACCAAAUCCACACUUCUUAAAACUUCCUUACACAAGACUGUUUAUGAUUCACUUGCCGAGAUAUACUCCAUACUUCCCACCCUUGAAAUGUUGGAAGUCUCAUACAUCAAGGAUUACAUAACCGAUAAGGAAAAGUACACAUCUACUUCGUAUAGAUUGAUCAACCAAUAUCAAAUAAUCUUGAAGGGAUUUGUGGAGGAUCUGGACAAGUUGAAUCUCCUCAAAACGAUAUUACCUGGGUUGGACCACACCUUGUCCAACUUCUUACAGUUGCUCCUGAACAAGUUUCAUUGCAAUUGUACCCAUGCAAUUAAACGAUUACAAUCGGGUAUUCCUGCCACCAUUGAACAUUUAAGUACCCAGGUGGAAAGUCUACACCCUACCGUGUCUCAGAAUACAGCUACUACGCCUGCAGCACCAAAUGCAAACACGAGUGCGAAAUUGAUAUCACAAAUCACGGGUAAUUUCAUCACUUGCAUGGAUGCAGUCAAGUUAAACUACAAGACCAAGAGCCAAUUGCAUCCCUUGCUUAGUGAAUUGGUCGUCAAUUUAAACGAUCUUGUUGAGAAUGAACAGCAUAAACUGUUGGAAUUCUCGGGAAAAUCCAAAUUGGUGAAUUGGUUGAUCAAGAUUAAUAACUUGAAAGAUGGUGAAGAGAUAGGGGGCACGGAUGCAGACAGCUUUUUAAAUGAUUUGGAUACGGCCUAUAAAGGGUUCUAUACAUCUUUAGAGUAGUAGACUUAUACAAUAGAUUCUAUUUGUUCCGCAUACCCCAAUACAUUCUUGAUUACGGAUUCGUUAUCCACCUGUAAUUCCAGUUCGUUCUUGGUAAAAUAAAUAGCGCCAUUUUCAAAUCUCCAAUUGUCCACUUCGAAAGUGUCUCUCAAAAUCUUUUCAAAUGCGGCAUCGGAUUGUUCUUGUGGCAAGUACAACAAGUUCUUACAGUUGGAAAUAGGUAUUGAUUCAUAGGUCUUUUCUAACGAUUUGGCAAUUUCAAAACGCAAGGCUGUGAUUAAUGUAUCAAUAAAAUGAGUGUAUUCCUUACAUGGCAAAUUAGCUUCUUCUUUCAAUAAUUUCCAGAUCUUGAUAUAAUUACCUUCCAUUAAGUUGCUUUCUAAGUGAACGGGAAAAGCAAGAUACUUGUCUUGUUCAACAUCAUAAUGGUUUGAAUUGUAGAUGAUUUCCAACUCAAUGUGGAAUUUUGAGAUCAAUCCUUGACUCAACAAGUAUAACAAGUAUAAUGAAAUGAUUUUCGUGGCAUCGGUAUUAACAUGCACUUUAUUCAAAUUGUGUAAUUUGCCAUUGGAGUAGAAUGGACGCAAUUGGGCGAAAUAGUUUUCAAAUCCGCUGUAGUUGUUAGUUAAGAGCGAUGAUAAGGCCCCGAUUUCAAGGAUUCUUUGUGCGAUUUUCAAAUCAUUGAGUUGAUCUUUGGUUUGCGUGUUGGCUGGAGUGGGAAUAAGGAGAUUGUGUUUGAUGAGUUCGAGUUUGAUGGGGGCAAGAAGGACUUGACAUUGGUCAUAUUUUUCCUUUUCAAAAAGGGAAUAUAUUUCUGCUGUGAGGCUUUGAAGGGACAUGGUUGUGGGUGAUGUUGAUGAAUGAGCUGGUUGUU